AUGAGUCUCUCUGGGUGCUGUAAAGAUGGAGACAGUGUUUGCUGUCAGACUCAGAGACCAGUGUCUCCGGUGCCCAGCUGUGUGUCUAUGGAGAGUAAAAACUCCACUCCACCCAAUUUCAGCGGAGAGGCAGAUCAGCUCUGUCAAAUCGAAUCCCAAGAUCGGUCCAGGUGUGGCCUGUGUGAGCAGGUUCUGAGAGAUCCGGUCCUUACCAGUUGUGACCACAGUUUCUGCAGACAGUGUAUCACUGGACACUGGGACCAGUGCGGUUCGUCGGAAGAGUAUCCCUGUCCUCAGUGUGGAAAGAGACCCAGGACGCCUCCGACUCUACACAAUCGUAAAAAGAGAACAAAUGAGCAUCAUAAAGCCACCCUAAAACACAAGUAUGAAUACUUAUUCGAGGGCAACACACGAAAAAGGAACCGAUCCCACCUCAACAGCAUUUACACACAGCUCUACAUCACAGAGGGAGAGAGUGAAGGGGUGAACAAUGAACAUGAGGUUAUGAAGAUUGAGACAGCAUCCAGUGCACAAAUUUCACAGGACACACCAAUCAAGUGUAAUGACAUCUUCAAACCUUUGACUACCUACAACCCAGAAGGAGACAGAGAAGGAGAUGAAAUCAGAACAGUACUCACUAAGGGUAUUGCUGGCAUUGGAAAGACCGUCUCUGUGCAGAAGUUCAUUCUGGACUGGGCAGAGGGAAAAGCCAACCAGGAUGUGGAUUUUUUGAUUGUGCUUCCUUUUCGGGAGCUGAACAUGGUUAAAGAUGACCAGUACAGUCUUCAUAGACUGGUGUUAGAGUUUCACCCAGAACUGAGAGAGCUGGAACCACAGAAAUACGAUGAUUGUAAACUGGCGUUCAUUUUUGAUGGUUUAGAUGAGAGUCGACUUAAUCUGGAUUUCGCUCAAAAAUUGUCAGACGUGACGAUGACAUCAUCAGUGGGGGUGCUAAUAUCAAACCUCAUCAAUGGAAAUCUUCUUCCCUCCGCACUCGUCUGGAUAACCUCCCGGCCAGCAGCAGCCAAUCAGAUCCCCUCUCACUUCAUCAGCCGAGUGACAGAGGUACAAGGAUUCAGUGACAUACAGAAAGAGGAAUAUUUCAGAAAAAGAGUCAGUGAUGAGAAUCUAGCCAGCAGAAUAAUCUUACACAUCAAGACAUCAAGGAGCCUCCACAUCAUGUGUCACAUUCCAGUGUUCUGUUGGAUUUCAGCCACUGUGCUUCAGAAGAUGCUGAAUCAGGACAACGAUAAAGAGAUCCCAAAAACACUGACUGAAAUGUACAUACAUUUUCUUCUCAUUCAGACUAACAUCAAAAACCAGAAAUAUGAGGAGAAAGCGGAGAGCAACCCAAAGGAUCUUCUGGAGGCAAACAAAGAAAUCUUUCUGAAACUUGCGGAGCUGGCUUUCAAACAGUUGCUGAGGGGCAACAUCAUGUUUUAUGAAGGAGAUCUAAAAGAAUGUGGCAUCGAUGUCAGUGAGGCCAUUGUGUACUCUGGGAUUUGCACGGAGAUCUUUAAGGAGGAAGCUGUGCUUCAUCAGAAGAAGGUCUACAGCUUUGUGCAUCUGAGUGUACAGGAGUUCUUUGCGGCUCUCUAUGUUUUUUACUCCUAUGUGAGUAAGAACAUGGAGGUACUGCGAUGGUUUUUGAGGGAAAAGACUGGAGCUGAGAAUGUUACUUUGCAUGUGUUGUUAAAGGAUGCAGUGGACAAAGCCUUGGAGAGUAAGAAUGGACACUUUGAUCUGUUCCUCCGUUUCCUUCUUGGCAUCUCCCUUGAGUCUAACCAGACACUUCUUCAAGGCCUGAUGACAAACACAGAGAAUUCUGCCAAGAGCAUCAAGAAAACUAUUCAGCACAUAAACCAGCUGGACAAAAAAGACGUCGCCUUCGAGAGAUGGAUCAAUCUGCUGCACUGCCUGACUGAGAUGAAAGAUUGCUCUGCCCUGAAAAAAAUUCAGGCUUUUCUCAAGUCCAAAAAAUAUACCACAAGGCUUUCGCUCGCACAAUGCACAGCGUUUGUCUACGUGCUUUUGAUGACAGAGGAAGUGCUGGAUGAGUUUGAUCUGAGUAAAUAUAACACAUCGGAGGAGGGUCGUAGGAGACUCUUCCCAGCCGUGAGGUGCUGCCGAAAGGCUUUACUUGUUGGCUGUGGUCUCUUUGAACAGUCCUGUGAAACUGUCACCUCUGCUCUACGAUCAGUAAACUCACCCCUGAGAGAACUGGACUUAAGUAACAAUGACCUGCAGGAUUCAGAAGUGAAGCUGCUCUCUGCUGGACUGGUAAAUCCACACUGUAAACUUAAAAUGUUGAGACUAGUUGGCUGUAACCUCACUGGACCAUCCUGUGAAACACUAGCUUCAGUUCUGGAGUCAGCAAACUCACCCCUGAGAGAGCUGGACCUGUGUUACAACAACCUGCAGGAUUCAGGAGUGAAGCUGCUCUCUGCUGGACUGGAGAAUUCACACUGUAAACUGGAGAUUCUAAGACUUGCUGGCUGUAAGCUAACUGAACAGUCCUGUGAAACUAUAGCUUCAGUGCUGCAGUCAGUAAACUCACCCCUGAGAGAGCUGGACCUGAGUAACAACGACCUGCAGGAUUCAGGAGUGAAACUGCUCUCUGCUGGACUGGAAAAUCCACACUGCAAACUGGAGAUACUGAGAUUUGUUACAUGUAAUCUCACUGAGCUUUCCUGUGAGAGUGUAACCUCUGUGUUACAGUCAGUAAACUCACCCCUGAGAGAGCUGGACCUGAGUAACAACGACCUGAGGGAUUCAGGAGUGAAGCUGCUCUCUGCCGGACUGGAGAAUCCACACUGUAAACUGGAAAUACUGAGGCUGUCUGGCUGUUUAGUCACAGAGGAAGGCUGCAUUGCGCUGGCUUCAGCUCUGAGUUCGAACCCCUCACACUUGAAAGAGCUGGAUCUUAGCUACAAUCACCCAGGAGAGUCAGGAAAGCAGCUUCUGUCUAGUAGACUGGAGGACCCAUACUGUAGACUGGAGACACUCAGUCUGGACUAUGGAGGAGAGUUCAGGAUCAAACCAGGACUGAGGAAAUAUGCCUGCAAACUCACACUGGAUUCAAACACUGCAAACAAACACCUCUCUUUGUCUGAGGGAAACACGAAGGUGAUGCAUGGAGAGAAGCAACGGUAUCCUAAUCACCUGGAGAGAUUUGGAAUCUGGGAACAGGUCCUGUGCAAAGAGAGCCAGUCUGGACGCUGUUACUGGGAGGCUGAGUGGAGCGGAGUUGGAGCCCGUAUAGGAGUGACCUAUAAAGGAAUCAGCAGGAAAGGAGAGACUGUUGACUGUGUUCUUGGACGUAAUGAUAAAUCGUGGAGUCUGAACUAUUCUGGUGACGAUUAUGUCGCUUGGCAUAAUAAUAUGUACACUCUCGUACCUGCCUACCCACACCACUCCAGCAGAAUAGGAGUGUAUCUGGACUGGGCAGCUGGAAUUCUGUCCUUUUACAGUGUCUGUUCUGAUACACACACUCUGACCCACAUACACACAUUCCGCUCCACAUUCACAGAGCCUCUCUACCCAGGACUCUGGGUCUUUGACGACUCUUCAGUCUUCCUGUGUCCGACAGAAUAG
Messenger RNA from Chanos chanos (milkfish), 3594 nucleotides. RefSeq names its product NACHT, LRR and PYD domains-containing protein 3-like. The coding region runs from base 1 to 3594 and encodes 1197 amino acids. Gene Ontology annotation, molecular function: protein binding; metal ion binding. NCBI's taxonomy places the organism in Eukaryota, Metazoa, Chordata, Actinopteri, Gonorynchiformes, Chanidae. The transcript is spliced from 9 exons. The record is from RefSeq and is a predicted model, not a curated record.